Pteropus alecto (black flying fox) is the source of this 3830-nucleotide messenger RNA. It is a transcript of the gene EIF2S1, whose product is annotated as eukaryotic translation initiation factor 2 subunit alpha. Gene Ontology annotation, molecular function: ribosome binding; RNA binding; translation initiation factor activity. Bases 161 to 1108 code for a protein of 315 amino acids. The transcript is spliced from 8 exons. Gene Ontology annotation, cellular component: multi-eIF complex; eukaryotic translation initiation factor 2B complex; eukaryotic translation initiation factor 2 complex. The record is from RefSeq and is a predicted model, not a curated record. Lineage: Eukaryota; Metazoa; Chordata; Mammalia; Chiroptera; Pteropodidae.
GGCGCUUGCGUGGUGCGAGCUGGUUCCGCAUGCGCAGUGGGGUUGAGCGAAGCGCACGCUGAAGAGGCUCGGCGGCUGUUGCGGGUGUAUCAAGUCCGAUCUCUUCGAUUAAAGAGGGCGACGAGGGGCCCCACUGCGGGAUCCACACACAUACCUCAGAAUGCCAGGUCUAAGUUGUAGAUUUUAUCAACACAAAUUUCCUGAGGUGGAAGAUGUAGUGAUGGUGAAUGUACGGGCCAUUGCUGAAAUGGGGGCUUAUGUCAGCCUGUUGGAAUACAACAAUAUCGAAGGCAUGAUUCUUCUUAGUGAGUUGUCCAGAAGGCGUAUUCGUUCUAUAAACAAACUCAUCCGAAUUGGCAGAAAUGAAUGUGUGGUCGUCAUUAGAGUGGACAAAGAAAAAGGAUAUAUUGAUUUGUCAAAAAGAAGAGUAUCUCCAGAAGAAGCAAUCAAAUGUGAAGAUAAAUUCACCAAAUCCAAAACUGUUUACAGCAUUCUUCGUCAUGUGGCUGAGGUGUUAGAGUACACUAAGGACGAGCAACUGGAAAGCCUGUUCCAGAGGACUGCUUGGGUCUUUGAUGACAAGUACAAGAAACCCGGAUAUGGUGCCUAUGAUGCAUUUAAGCAUGCAGUCUCAGACCCAUCUAUUUUGGAUAGUUUAGAUUUGAAUGAAGGUGAACGGGAAGUACUCAUUAACAAUAUUAAUAGGCGUUUGACACCACAGGCUGUCAAAAUUCGAGCAGAUAUCGAAGUGGCUUGUUAUGGUUAUGAAGGCAUUGAUGCCGUAAAAGAAGCCCUGAGAGCCGGUUUGAAUUGUUCUACCGAAACCAUGCCCAUCAAGAUUAAUCUAAUAGCUCCUCCUCGGUAUGUGAUGACCACAACAACCCUGGAGAGAACAGAAGGCCUCUCUGUCCUCAAUCAGGCUAUGGCUGUUAUAAAAGAAAAGAUUGAGGAGAAGAGGGGUGUCUUCAAUGUUCAAAUGGAGCCCAAAGUGGUCACAGAUACAGAUGAGACCGAACUUGCAAGGCAGCUGGAGAGGCUUGAGAGAGAAAAUGCAGAAGUGGAUGGUGAUGAUGAUGCAGAAGAAAUGGAAGCCAAAGCCGAAGAUUAAUCUUGUGGGAAACAGAGUCCAGUUGAAGGAACACAAAGCAGCCCUUCCUGGCUAUAAACCCUAGACUUAAAAGUUUUCCAGUACUGAAAACUUCAAAGCUGAAUAUUUUUUAUUUUCAAGUAUUUAAAUAUUCCAACAGACCAAAACAUGAAAUGCCCUCCUAAAUGUCAGCUGUUUUCACACAGUAGCUUCAACACAUUAAGCAUUUUUAAGGGAGUGGCCUAAUUUCACUAGAGACAAAUCUUCAAGCUAAAGAACAGUCAUAAAAUUGGGCUUGUGGUUUCCAUUUCUUUUGUCUCGAGUGAUAUCCCUUUGUAGUUCAAUGCCUCCAUGAAAUUUACCAGGGGCACCCAAAGCAAAUAGUCCCAAUCUUUCUAUAUAAAAUGUAUCAAGCAAACAUUAAAUAAAUUUCUGGGAUAUUUAACUAUAGGCUUCUUCCUUCUUGUCACCAGUUAAAAGCAUUAUGAUUACUAAGACCCUAAUUCUAUUCAUUUUAAUCUAGAUGUAGAAUUAAAAGGGCAGAUGACUAAAGGAUCUAUCUAUACAGCAGAUCCUUUCAAAAGGAGGGCGUAGAGAAAAUAAUUUUAACACCAGUGAAAGUUGGCUCUUAAGGGAAAAAAAGCCUUAAAAUGCAAUUAAAGUAUUGAUUGUGUGCCUUUUACCUGUUUGAGACUGAUGACAACAUACGUGAGGAGAAUUUAUCACACUGGUCCUACCUGGUUGGUGUACUAAGCUGCUUCCCUUGAGCUGGUAAUUCAGGGUGGUAAAGUAGUUUUUUUAAAGAUGCUGCUGCUUUAAUGUAGUUAUUUGGAGUAUCAUUGUCCAACUUUUGAUUUUUUUCCAUUAAAAUAUUCACUAGGUGCCACCCAGAGCUUCAGUUCUCUUUAGAACAGACUGGGGAUCUGUUUGAACACAACAAUAAUUGUUCUACAUUUCCCUCCUUUUUAUCUUUAAGAACUAGUUAUUUUAAAGGUGUAUAAAUUUAAAGGUAAAUAAAUAUUAUAAAGGUAAGUAAAAUUCAUAGAUAACACAUGGUUUGAAGUUACAGCUGCAGUUAGCCAGGGUGUAGAAAGUCUUUGGUCUUCAUAGAUUUAAUCUUUUAGGCUACUUGAGGAACUAGAUAUAAUUUUAUUAAUUAUUCCUAAGAAUAGCUAUUUAAAUAGAAGAUUAAACCUUUAGUCAAUAUUAAAGGGACUGGAAAGUAGAAGAGUGUGUUGGUGAGAUAAUUUGUGUCAUAUGUGAAGGUUGUCCCUUUGUUUAAUUUAGCAGCCUUUACUUGCUCUUUAAAUCUAAAAUCUGACCUCAUGGCCAUUUCCACAAGGGCGCCAUGAUCACUAGCAAGCAUGCCACACAGGGAAUGUUUAGAGGAAAAUAAUAUACUCAAAAUUUGCAGAUAAUUUUUCACCUUGGUCUUUUUGAGGAGUCAAAAAAAAAGUCUAUAAAACUCACAGCAUCAAGAUGUCAUCUAAAUAUAUAACUGGUGCUCCUUAAAUGUUUUAGGCUGGGGAAGUAAAUUUUUUGUUUAACUGAAUAUUUUUAUACAUCAAAAGCCAUAACUUGAGAAAUAGUGGUGGCCUUCAUGGUGAGUGAUUUUAUCCCAUGCAGGCCUUUCGCUCAGUUCCAUCAUUCUGCAAAUUCAUGACCCUUGCCAGAGAAAAGAGCAACACCUCAGUGAUACCAUGAAGGGGAGAGCUAACUGAACUUAAAGCCUAUGUAUGCCCUACUGACCUAAAAGUAUCACUUUCAAAUAUGAGAAUAAGUUACACACCCAGCUCCCAAUAACUUGAGGAAUAGGUUGACAAAGAAUUGACCAGUUUAUCCAAAUCUUGCCUCUCUUCCCCCAAAGCCUCUUCAUUAAAAAUUGACAGUUUCAUCAACUCCCCAUUCUGCAUUUGAGGUUAAGUAGUUAUCAACGGUAACUGAACAUUAGCAAUAGCUUGGGCCUUACGCAUAAUUAAUUGAAGUGAUUGAAAAUGGCCGACAAAACACAUGAACAUUCAAACCAUUUUUGAUGUUUUCUAGCAAGACAAACCAAUACUUAACAUGGGUAAUGCUCAAACACUUAGCAGGAACCUACAAAGACACGCUAAGCAUUAUGGUAGUGCGAAGCAGUACAGUUAUACUUAGCUGCCAUACUUCCAAACAUUCUUGAUUUAGCUACUUUCACAUUGAGAACAAUUGAAUUAAAAUGGUUUGGGCUUUUUAAAAAUUCAAAUGCUAGUACCUUGGCAAGGGUUGUUCCCUGAUUUGCCUCAAGGUGAUCAUCUACUUUUCAGUGCAUGAGGAUUCCGAUAUACAGAGUGGGGUGCAGUUGUGCCAAUUUGGAGUCAAGAAGCCAUCAAACCAAAUGUAGUUGAAUUCAGAUAAACACCUGUUGAGAUUCAAAAAGCAAUAAAGAAACUAAUUCCAGGGACAUUAGACCUUGGUAAAAUGCCAAAUGGAAAAUGAUUAUUUUAAAGGCAAUCUCUUACAAUGUAAGGAAUGAAGUAAAGCCUCAUUAUCUUGGAAUUCCUGAUCAUUCAGGUCAAGUACCCUAGAUGAGGUUAAGGGGACAGUUCAAACUAAGGACAAAUUUUUACUUAAGGUAUUAACCUAUUCCCCUUAAAUGUAAGUUCCGUAUCUAUUCAUUAAAGGAAGUCUAAGCACUUGUACUUAGCAAGAAUGCUGGCAGUAACCUGUGCCAGAUUACUGUGUAAACUUGAAAUAAAAAUAUUUUUAAAGA